GUUUUUGAAAACUUUCCCAUACUCACACACUCUCGGCCUCUCUCAAAUGAUUUUUCAAUGAUUUCUCGAUUUUGUUAUUGAAAUUAUGAUAUGAUAUAUGUUUGAAUAUGAAUUUGAUUGCAUAUAUAAGCAACUUCGUUUUCUUAUGAUGCUUGGAUUAGUAUGUAGGAUUCAACGGCUGUGAUAUUAAUUUUCAAUACAUUUAUCAAAAAUUUCUAUAACUAUACCUUCCCUUCACAACUCAGAAACUCAACCACUCUCAAUCUGUAAAUGUUGAAAGUUCCAUUUCUAACCAGAAAUGGUGAAACCCUCAUAGCCCUUCUAGAGAAAUGUCAAUCCAUGUCUGAGCUUAAGCAAAUUCAUGCUCUGCUACUCUCCUUUGGCCUCUACCAAGAAGAUGAAUUCUCCUCCAAAAUCUUGUCUUUCUCGGCUCUAUUUGAUUCCGGUAACGCCGAUUACUCCUAUCGCUUUUUAUCAUCUCAACUCUCCAACCCGUCAACAUUUGAUUGGAAUACCGUCAUAAGAGGCUACUCCAAGAGCCGAAAUCCAAACCGGUCUAUAUCGGUUUUCAUCCGAAUGUUGCGAGAUGGGGUCUCACCGGACCAUUUAACAUACCCUUUUCUUGCUAAGGCGACGGCGUCCCUGAUGAAGCGAGAGCUUGGUGUGGCAGUUCAUGCCCACAUUUCCAAACAUGGGUCUCACUAUCAAGGGUGCAAGAAUAUGGAGACGAUAAUAAAGAAAUUUCAGCAGCGAUUCAAGAAGGUGCAGGGUGAAAUGCACUGCUGGGAGGAGCUUCAAUCUCGACUAGUUUCUCAAUUCAGUAAUGCCUCCUCCAUCAUCGACAGAUUGCAGGUGCUCAAGGACGUCAAGAAUUAUGGGAGUUUGAGCUGUGUUAAUGGCAUUGAAGAUGCAGUAUUAAUGAAGCAGCUGCAGUCAUUACAGAAUAUUUUAAUUUCAAUCAAUAAGACAUUGGAAGAGUUUCGUAGUAUUACUUUGUCUAUUGGGAAAAUUUAUCGUGAUGCAAGGCAGUUGAUAGAAGGUGGGUCUAAUAAGCUGAGUGUGAAACAAUUGCAGCUGCAGAUCGGCGUAAAACCCACUCUUGCUUAUUGCUUGGAUGGGCUUAAGCUUCUUCAUGAGAUGCACCAAUCUGAGUACCAUCUUAAAACAUCCCUGGUUUCUGGACUUUCAGUACUUACCUUGAAACCCAAUCCAGGCGAUCUAAUUGCACUCCAGCAACUCUUGGUUGAUCAGCCUAACAUACCGAAAGAGGAAGUUCAAGACAUCUUUGACAUCAUAUUUGCAGAAGAUAUCCCUUGAUUCUGUCUUCCCAGUAAUUCAUUUGAGGUUGCCAACAUCAGUAGUUUUUACAAGUUGGGACAACAGUGGUGUACUUGUUUACUGAUGUGAAGAAGCCAAUUCUCAUGUAUGGGGCCUUAACAAGACCUAUAAUUCUAAAAGAAGACUUGAAUUUUAUUUUAACCGAAGUUCAUCACUCUCCCAAAGGAAAACCUUGUCAUUCUACGUCUACAUUCUAGUUGGUAGAUUUGUAAAUGUCUAAUUUUGAGUUUUUAACUUUGUUUUAUUUUUUUUAACAUUAUUCUACAAGUUCUACACCUAUUUUGAAGUCAUCUCAUAUGUAGUAUAUGCCAUUAUUUGUUUAAUAAUAAUAAAAAAAGCACUACUCAAUAUGGUCGUGGUGCAUUGCUCUGAA
Molecule: messenger RNA, 1711 nt
Organism: Humulus lupulus (European hop)
Lineage: Eukaryota; Viridiplantae; Streptophyta; Magnoliopsida; Rosales; Cannabaceae
Exons: 7
Coding region: 271-1317 (348 amino acids)
Molecular function (GO): protein binding
Source: RefSeq, a predicted model, not a curated record